Messenger RNA from Fulvia fulva, 693 nucleotides. Its product is annotated as Secretory component protein SHR3. The record is from RefSeq and is a predicted model, not a curated record. Gene Ontology annotation, cellular component: endoplasmic reticulum membrane. Gene Ontology annotation, biological process: endoplasmic reticulum to Golgi vesicle-mediated transport. The transcript has 2 exons. Lineage: Eukaryota; Fungi; Ascomycota; Dothideomycetes; Mycosphaerellales; Mycosphaerellaceae. The coding region runs from base 1 to 693 and encodes 230 amino acids.
AUGGCCACCAAAGGCAACUCCCCCUUCGCGACCUUCCUCAUCGUAGGACCAACAUGUUUCUUCCUCGGCAUCCUCUUCGCCCUCUUCCCCUACGACUACAACGUCCUCUGGACCACCCCCUCCACGCACCCCCACUUCUCCGCCGACCCCACCACCGACCCCCGCGACACCUACUUCGCCCUGCAAGAAAACCACCUCAAAUUCCUGCACGCCUCCCCACCCCUCAUCUCCCGGAUCCUGCACAUCGUAAUCGGCACCGGCCUCCUCGGCUUCAUGAUGAAACUCUACAAACCUUCCGAGGCCAACAUGCUCUUCGACGGCGCGUCCCUGGUUCUCUACAUGUGCGGGAUUACUGUCUACAUCGCGAAUAUUGUGAAGGGGCUCAGGACUGUGACGGCGGGGGCGUAUGGCGGUGCGACGCUGGAUGAGGCGGGGAAGGUCGUCACGGAUCAGGUGAUUGAUGGGGAGAAUGUGGCUGAUUUCAUUGGGAGGGAGGAUAGUUUGAGGGUGUUGGCGGCGAGUAAUACGAUUCUUGCGCUGGUGCUGGUGGGAGUUUUGGUGUUGCAGGCGGGGCAGUGGUAUGCGCAGAGGAAGGAGGCGGAGGAGUUGGAGCAGAUGGAUAAGGCGAGGGAUGAGAAGAAGGCGGCGAAGGCGGCUGGAGCGAAUGCGAGGGAGAGUAAGAAGAAGUUGUAG